AGAGUUCAGUGUAGCUGCUACUUGCGAUAACAGAGUUGCGGUCAUUCAUGUCCGGAGCGACGCCAUCUUUCUUCUUCUUCUUUUUUAGGGGCGACCAAUCUUAGGCGUCUUUACAGUCUUUACAAUUACCCGUCAUUCCCCAGAAACGUAUGACCUGUCCCUGGCCUUGGUGUGUGGUGCCGUGCAGCUAGUUGUCAGUGUCUGCAGGCUGUUGGAAUUAAAUUAAGGGUAAACCGGCUUGUGUUUUUAUCCGACAAGUCUGCGAGUAAACCGGGAGCUGAGCCACAAUGCUGAAAUGUAGGACUGUGUGGAAAAAGCUCGCUCCUUUGGCUAGAACUUCAUCAACUCUGUGCCGGCAGAAUGUGAGAAAAGCAGGUUUGAACAAUGGCAGAAUACCAACACACGUACCCACAGCUCACAUGUCCAGUGGGCUGCCAGGGGGAGGUGGGGAUAAUCUAAAGUAUGCCCUCCUGGUUGGAGCAGCCUCCAUUGGUGGCGUGGCAUAUGCGUACCAUACUAUGAAAGGAGACCAGCAAAGAUAUCAGGCGCGUAUCACUGAACUUUCGUCCAGAUCACAAAAAGCAGCUGCCAAAGAAUCAGUCACACCCAUCCAGCCUCAGCCUCCCGCUGUAGAAAACACUGAGACAAAAGCCACCACUGAGCCAAAACCUGAAGCAGCUCCUUCAUCCCAGGAGCCAAGCCCUCCAGCAUCAGGCACUGAAGCAGUAGCCACCAGUGAAACAACCGAACUGCCUCCAGCCGUGGGCUCCACACCUGCCUCUCUCAAGUUGCCCUCACAUGCCCCCUAUCUCCUCCUUGGUGGAGGUACUGCCUCUUUUGCUGCUGCUCGGUCUAUUCGAGCCAGAGACCCCGGUGCCAAGGUACUAAUUGUGACUGAUGAGCCAGACCUUCCAUAUAUGAGACCUCCUCUUUCUAAAGAGCUGUGGUUCUCUGAUGAUCCCAGUGUAACAGAAACUCUGCGCUUCAAACAAUGGAAUGGAAAAGAAAGGAGCAUCUACUUCCAGCCGCCGUCAUUCUACAUUAACCCAGAAGAGCUGGAUAGUGUAGAAAAUGGAGGAGUGGCUGUUCUCACUGGAAAAAAGGUGGUUCACAUGGAUGUGAGAGGAAACAAAGUAAAACUGGACGAUGACACUGAGAUUUCAUACGACAAGUGCUUGAUUGCUACAGGUGGCGUGCCAAGAAAUCUCCAAGUCAUUGAAAGAGCAGGAGAGGAAGUGAUGAAGAGGACCACUUUGUUCCGCAAGAUUGAGGACUUCAGAUCUCUGGAUAAGGUCUCGAGGAAUGUAAAAUCCAUCACCAUCAUCGGAGGUGGCUUCUUGGGCAGCGAGCUGGCUUGUGCCCUUGGCAGGAGAUCUACUGAGUCAGAUCUGGAGGUGAUACAGAUGUUCCCUGAGAAGGGUAACAUGGGAAAAGUGCUACCCGAGUAUCUGAGCAACUGGACAACAGAAAAAGUCAAGAAAGAGGGUGUAAAGGUUCUUUCAGAAGCUUUGGUGAAGUCUGUGACCUACAAAGAUGACAAAUUAGAAAUCCAUCUAAAGGAUGGUAGAUUGGUGAAAACUGAUCACAUUGUUACAGCUGUUGGCCUAGAGCCAAAUGUUGACCUUGCUAAGUCAGGUGGUCUGGAGGUGGACUCUGACUUUGGUGGCUACCGGGUAAAUGCAGAGCUGCAAGCGAGGUCCAAUAUUUGGGUGGCAGGAGAUGCUGCGUGUUUCUAUGAUAUCAGACUAGGUCGCAGACGUGUGGAACACCACGAUCACGCUGUUGUGAGUGGUAGACUAGCUGGGGAGAACAUGACGGGAGCCAACAAACCCUACUGGCAUCAGUCCAUGUUCUGGAGUGAUCUGGGUCCUGAUGUAGGCUACGAGGCUAUCGGGAUUGUUGACAGCAGCCUACCAACAGUAGGCGUGUUUGCUAAAGCCACUGCCAAGGAUACGCCUAAAGCUGCUACAGAAGAGUCAGGAACUGGGAUCCGCUCAGAAAGUGAAACGGAGGACACAGCCACCAGCGCGGUGGCCUCUGUGACACCUGCUCCUGUCGUGGAGAACAAAGACGACUAUGGCAAAGGAGUCAUCUUCUACCUAAGAGACAAAGUGGUGGUGGGCAUUAUCCUGUGGAACGUGUUUAACAGAAUGCCCGUUGCAAGGAAGAUCAUCAAGGAUGGAGAAGAGCACGCAGAUCUGAACGAAGUGGCCAAGCUGUUCAACAUCCACGAGGAUUAAGACUGUGGGGACGACAAACGUGCACGGGAGGGAGUGGGGCUUCAUGUGACAGCUGAACUCUGGGACUCAUUGCCACAUUCUCUAAGACACAACUGGUCACACAUAACAAAUGAGGAUCAAUGUAAAUUAUGUUGGUGAAAUAUUUUCAUAUUUGGAAUUUAUAUCUGUUGCGCUUGUUUUUACUUUUUGGUUGGCUUGUUUUUCCUCCUUUUAGGAGAAGUCUCUGUGUUAUCUUUCUGCUGUCACCAAACUCUCGUGAUUGCUUAUCUGCAUUCCCCCCCACCAGGCUGCAAAUGUUGCACAUGGGUCGUAGUUUCCUUCGGUGUGAUCAAAGCAGCUUGUUCAGAGGAGAAAAAAAAAGCUGCAAUAAAAGCUAUUUUUAAAUCACUCA
This is a messenger RNA of Oreochromis niloticus (Nile tilapia), 2631 nucleotides long. RefSeq names its product apoptosis inducing factor mitochondrion associated 1 (gene aifm1). Gene Ontology annotation, biological process: mitochondrial respiratory chain complex assembly; apoptotic process. Gene Ontology annotation, molecular function: NAD(P)H oxidase H2O2-forming activity; FAD binding; protein dimerization activity. NCBI's taxonomy places the organism in Eukaryota, Metazoa, Chordata, Actinopteri, Cichliformes, Cichlidae. Gene Ontology annotation, cellular component: mitochondrion; cytoplasm. The coding region runs from base 288 to 2240 and encodes 650 amino acids. The transcript is spliced from 18 exons. The record is from RefSeq and is a predicted model, not a curated record.